GAGUCGCACAAAUUUGACGUCAUUUCCCUAGUCUCCUAACUGCCCUAUGGCUGCUGUUUGUGACGUCAUUACGCUGAACGUUUCCCCCACGAGCUGUUUGAGGACUAAAAUUGCCCGUACGGGCUGAUAGAGAAUGUCAGACGAAUGUAUUGUGAGGGUGCGUGGGCUGCCAUGGUCUUGUACACGGGAAGAAGUUCUUGAGUUCUUUUCAGAGUGCGAUGUAGCAGAGGGCACCGCAGGGGUCCAUUUCACCACAUCGAAAGAAGGGCGUCCAAGUGGAGAAGCUUUUGUUAUUUUGGAAUCGGAGGAAGAUCUGAAAAAAGCCUUGGAAAAAGACCGCAAAUAUAUGGGCCACCGAUAUAUAGAAGUAUUCAAAUCAAACAGCACAGAGAUGGAAUGGGUGCUUAAGCACAACAGUGGCAGUGACAUUGAACCGGACAGUGAUGGUACCGUGCGACUCCGCGGCCUUCCCUUUGGUUGCAGCAAGGAGGAGAUCGUUCAGUUCUUCUCAGGGUUGAGAAUCGUGCCAAAUGGGAUAACAAUGACGAUGGACUACCAGGGGAGAAGCACAGGGGAGGCCUUCGUGCAGUUUGCAUCAAAGGAGAUAGCAGAAAAGGCUCUGGGGAAACACAAGGAAAGAAUAGGGCACAGAUACAUUGAGAUAUUCAAAAGUAGCAGAAAUGAGAUACGGACAUCUUAUGAUCCGCCACGAAAGAUGACUGGACAGCGUCCAGGGCCUUAUGACCGACCAAUGGGAGGUCGAGGAGCUUUCUAUGGAGCAGGACGCGGAAAUAUUUAUGAGCGGAUGCGUGGUGGAGCUGGCUAUGGUGGAGGGUAUGGUGGCUUCGAUGAGUUCAGCGGUUACAAUAACUAUGGCUACAGUGCUGAUGGUUUUGAUGACAGGCUGAGGGAAGGGAGAGGUAUGGCACAGUCUUAUGGGGGAGUGAGUGAGGCAAGUUCAGGGUUCCACAGUGGCCAUUUUGUUCAUAUGAGAGGGUUACCAUUCCGCGCAUCAGAAAGUGACAUUGCUAAUUUCUUUUCCCCAUUAAAUCCAAUACGAGUUCACAUUGACAUUGGAGCAGACGGAAGAGCAACGGGGGAAGCUGAUGUGGAAUUUGCAACUCAUGAAGAUGCUGUAGCUGCCAUGUCUAAAGAUAAAAAUAAUAUGCGACCGUGUCGUCUACUGGAAGCAGAUUUAGUUAUCUUUUUGUUUAGCUGUUUGUUCAAACUCAAGCAAUGUUCUUGAACUUUUAGUGCAGAGUCUGGUAGCCAUUGUUACCUGUUAAAUUUCAUUUGUUUGAAAAGCGUUGACUUUGAAUAAAUUUUUAUACUCUA
This is a messenger RNA of Bombina bombina (fire-bellied toad), 1335 nucleotides long. RefSeq names its product heterogeneous nuclear ribonucleoprotein H3 (gene HNRNPH3). Gene Ontology annotation, molecular function: RNA binding. Gene Ontology annotation, biological process: regulation of RNA splicing. NCBI's taxonomy places the organism in Eukaryota, Metazoa, Chordata, Amphibia, Anura, Bombinatoridae. The record is from RefSeq and is a predicted model, not a curated record. Gene Ontology annotation, cellular component: nucleoplasm; ribonucleoprotein complex.